CCGGGGAGUUUCAGGUAAACAAUGACAAUGAUAAAUGUCAAAUGGAGAACUUCUAGUCUGAGCUUCUAGUGUCCUGAUUGAUUUCUUAAGAUAAUGUCAAAUGCAAGUGAUACAGAUUCAGAAGAUGCAGAGUGCUUCCUGUCUGUGCAAGAACUUAAAAAUUGGAAGAUAACUGAUCUGAGAGAAUGGCUUCGAGCAAAAAAUUUGAAAAUAAGUGGAACCAAGGAGACUCUUGUAAACAGGGUAUAUAGAGCAUUGACAUCUGGUCAAGAAUCUGGUGAAGAUGAUGGGAUAGAUGCAGUCACAUGUAAUAUUCAGGAUUUUGAAUUACUCAAAGAUGAUUGGAAAAAAAUAGACACAUGUGAUAUUCCACCUCUACAAGUAAAGGAUGUAGAUAACUACUUUCACUAUCAAAAGAAUCCUACAACUGGGACUAGAAUAAGUUUUGAUAAACACAUGAUUAAAGCAAAAAGAUUUUGCAAUGAAAAUUUUAUUUAUGAUAUAUUUUAUAAUAAAAUAGAUGUGGACAGUGAUCAUUGUUAUUUUAAGGCCAAUUGCCUGCCAUCAAUGAGACUAAAGGUUCAGGUUGGAAAUUCAGGCCAAAUGUCUACCUUUUACUCAUUACAUGUGUGUCUUUCAAAAAAGACAGGGUAUAUUUUAUCUGGACAUUGCAAUUGCAAGGCAGGUGAUGCUGGUUUUUGUGCACAUGUUGGUGCUCUUUUAUAUACAUUAGAGAAAACAAAAAAUUCAUGUACCAGUGAUGCUUGUCAGUGGGAUCGUCCCAGACCUAUAGCAAGAAAACCAAGUCCAAAAAGAGUCAAAGAUAUAACAUUUGCAAAAACCGAUAAAGAUAAAACUGAUAAAGUAAAACCAUAUCCAGGAGCAUAUAAACCAAGUUCUUGUGACAAUGAUGAAAACGAGUUCUUAAGUGAAAUAUUAGAUGGACUUAAGGAUAUUUAUCCCACCUGUGUUUUAUAUAAAACCUUAAGGACAGAAUGCUCAAUUGAUAAAUUUUUAGAUACAUACAAUCCUCAAUUUGUGUACCGUGAUAAAGUUGACUUAAAGUAUGAAACUUGUAAAAAUGUUUUCUCAACAUUUUUAAAUGAUAUGGUUAUCACCAUGGAUACAUCAAAACAGUUAGAAUUGUCAACAAGAGGUCAACACAUCAAUAUUAACUGGAUGAAAGCCAGAUCAAAAUUAUUAACUGCCUUUGUAUUUGGAGAUGUUUGCAAAAGGAUAACUGACAAACCAGACUGUUUAUUCGCCGUAUUCUAA
This is a messenger RNA of Mytilus trossulus (common blue mussel), 1275 nucleotides long. RefSeq lists its product as uncharacterized. The record is from RefSeq and is a predicted model, not a curated record. Lineage: Eukaryota; Metazoa; Mollusca; Bivalvia; Mytilida; Mytilidae. Gene Ontology annotation, molecular function: zinc ion binding. Bases 94 to 1275 code for a protein of 393 amino acids. The transcript has 2 exons.